This is a messenger RNA of Hippoglossus stenolepis (Pacific halibut), 1221 nucleotides long. RefSeq names its product coiled-coil domain-containing protein 69-like. The coding region runs from base 1 to 1221 and encodes 406 amino acids. Lineage: Eukaryota; Metazoa; Chordata; Actinopteri; Pleuronectiformes; Pleuronectidae. The transcript is spliced from 8 exons. Gene Ontology annotation, cellular component: cytoplasm; nucleus. The record is from RefSeq and is a predicted model, not a curated record. Gene Ontology annotation, molecular function: microtubule binding.
AUGCCUCAGUGCCCAAUCUGCCAGAGCACCUUCGAGCAGCUUCGCAAGCACCUUGUGAAUGCGCAUUCCGUAAAAAAUGUGGCCGAACGGCAAAUCUUGCUCAACCUGACUCCGGGCAGGGUCAAUAUCAGGCAUUGCCCUUGCCCGGUCAGGGGCUGUUCAUAUGCACAGUCCCGGCUGGACAAGCAUAUUCUAGACACCCACACUGAGAUGGCCAUUAACAAGAGGGCCAGCAGUGUUCAGGUAGCCAAGCUCCGGCAGUGCCUGAAGCUCCUGCGUGAGCUCCAGGGUACAAAUCCAACACCAGAGGUCAGUACAGCUGUCGACCUUCUCGCGGAGGUCGGGGAGGAGGACAUCACAGUAGAAACAGAGGAACCUGAGGAUGAGCAGUACAAUCAACUGGAUGAGCUGGAGGUGACUCGGGUGGACAAGCAGGUGAACGAAGCCAUGGUCUGGAUGAACAGCAAGAUGAACCAGCAGAACAUUCAGGACCUCAACCUGGACCCAGUGGUAAAAGUUCAGGAGAUCAAGGCCAAGACUAAGAAUCUGGUCUCGUCUGUGAUUUUUCAGGUGAAAACGGAGACGACGGCCGAUUUAAACGUUUUUCAUGAACAGAAAAGUCAAAGUUCGACUGAGGAACAUGAGCGACACGUGGAAGAUCUGCACAAGAGACACGAACAAGAGAAAAAUCAACUGACGGAAAAGUUUCAAGACGCUGAAAACGUCCUGAAGGGGGAAGUGGAGGAGCUGAGAGCAGAGCUGCAGGUUUACAACGAGCUGAAGAAGAGAGCUGAAGAUUCCACGUUUAAUAAAGACCUGCAGAGAAAUAUUCAGGACCACGGCAGCCCAGGUGCAUUCUGGGAGUCUGAGCAGGAGCCUCUGGUGUUCGUCAUUGAGAUGAAGAGCGAGCGUGUGCAUGAGCAGAGCAGGAAGCUGCAGCAGAUGGAAGAUCUGGUCGGUUCACUGUCGUCGUUAGAAGAUCAGAUCAUCAACAUCCUGCAGCAGAACGAGGAUCUCAGAGUCCGGAUCGACAACUGUCAGACUCUCACUCAGCAGUUACUAAAGGAGCAGCAUGACCUGAAGGUGGCACUGGAGAGGCAGGCAGAAGUGAACCAGAAGCUCUCUCAGGAAAAAGAGCAGCUGAUGUUCAAGCUGAGACACAGAGACUCGUGUCCGACCCUGCACCUGCCCGUCAUGGUGCACGAGAUCGCUCCCAGAUGA